AAACACACACCGCCAGUCUUUUGUGAACAACAAUAGCGUACGGUCCGGUCGGUUGGUUGUUCAAUUUGUUGUUGCUAUUCUGUUUACAAAUAAAAAUAAACAGACACUCAACUACCGAAAGCGACGUGUAUUGUCAUCUGAAUUAUCUAAUUGAGUAUCUUUAUUCCGCCACUUUACUUAGCUGCAAUUAAAUGUACAAUAGUUUCCCAUUUAGUGGAUUGUGUGUUGAUGUUGUUGUGAGAUGAUCGCCACCUGAACAGACUAAAUUAUUUGAGAGACUCUGCUACUGAUUAUUUCGAAUAUUAAAAAUAUUAGGAACGUGUAGGCCCAUAUGCCGGAGAAGAUAAUAGACGAACAAAAUUGACACAACUGCUGUGCAUGUGUGCGUGCUUAAUAACUAAUCUUUGGACUUGAAAAUCUUCUCUGGUUUAUCAAUAUUUUUAUGAUUUGUUUUGCAUAAUUGCCCGCAAGCAAAUGAAUUGUCAACGUCACUUGAAAAACGUCCAGCAGUAAAUGAAGAACUUCGACGCGUAACGAAACGAAAGCCCUACAAAAACAACAAUCUCUUCGCCUAAGUUAAAAAUCUAAAACAAGACAUGAAAGCUGUCAAAAAUAAAUCUCGCCUGCUAUUGGGUUUACGUAAAGCCCCCGCAGAUUUACACAGUGCAAAGUUCAUCCAUUACUAUGGACCGACCUAUGUGGACAGUGCCAUCUAUGAUUUGGAAGAUUUUCAAACAAUUUUGAAUGAUGAAAAAUUUGAUAAAUCGAAAAACACCGUCCUCUAUUUACAUGGCUAUUUGGAAAAUGUGGAUGUGGAAAGUAUCCAUGUCAUUGUGGAUGCCUACAUGAAGCGAACGGACACCAAUCUCAUUGUUUUGGACUGGGGUGAGCUGGCCGAUGGCAAUUAUGCCUUUGAUGCUGUGGUAAAUGCCAAGCAGCUGGGUCCGGUAUUGGCAAAAAUUUUGCUGCAACAAUUCGAUAAUGGCUUGGAUAUUGAAAAGUUCCAUAUAGUUGGUCAUUCGCUGGGCGGUCAAAUGGCUGGAAUUAUUGGCCGGGAGAUCUAUGCACGCAGUAAGAAGACCAAAAAAUUAAAAAGAGUCUCCGCCCUGGAUCCGGCAUUCCCCUUGUUCUACAUGACAGUGGGCAUGGCCAAACACUUGAGCCGCCACGAUGCGGAAUUUGUUGAUGUCAUACACACCGAUGCCUGGCUAUAUGGGGCUCCGUUUAGUACCGGCACAGCUGAUUUUUGGCCAAAUGCUGGGAAAACUCUUCAACCCGGCUGUCCCAAGAGGAAUUAUCGCAUGUUAAGCGACAAUGAUUUAUCCAGUCAUCGUCGUUCCUGGUGGUUUUGGGCCGAAAGUGUAGCCAAUGAAUACCCGGUGAAAUUUAACUGUGUUAAAGCCAAAGACUGGUCUGACUUUAAGGUUGGCAAACUCAUCAAUGAUGACAGGGAACAUGUUGUCAUGGGUCACGAUUGUCCCACAAACAUAUCCGGUGAUUAUUUCCUGCAAACGAAUGGCUCGAAGCCUUAUGCCCGCGGUGUCCAGGGUACAUACUAUAUUGAACCGAAGGAUCUGCCGGGUUAUCUGUAUGUCGAAGAUGAUUUGGCCACAUAGUUUUUUAAUGUGCUUUUGUUUUUACGAAAUUUGUGUAUAUAGAACAUUACGAAUUUGUUAAUAGUUUUUUAUUUUAGAAAUGAGUUUAUAUUAAUUUUUGAAAUGUUUUUGUAAAUAAGCAUAGUUUUUUAUUUAUGAACAGCUCAGCUCAUGUAAUCUAAUGUUUUACUUUUAUAUUUUAAUAAAAAAAGCUAAGGCUAAAAAUGAAAUGAAAUGAAUUAAAA
Musca domestica (house fly) is the source of this 1840-nucleotide messenger RNA. RefSeq names its product lipase member H-B. Gene Ontology annotation, molecular function: lipase activity. Gene Ontology annotation, biological process: lipid metabolic process. NCBI's taxonomy places the organism in Eukaryota, Metazoa, Arthropoda, Insecta, Diptera, Muscidae. Bases 597 to 1616 code for a protein of 339 amino acids. The transcript has a single exon. The record is from RefSeq and is a predicted model, not a curated record.